AUGGCAGGCCACAAGCACUUAAGGUGGCCGGCGCCUUACUCGCCUUACUCCGACUCGCCUUACUCCGAGACCAUGAUGCCUGACAUGACAUCGUGCUACCCGCUGCCUGCCCAGCCGUUUGCCGCGGCAGACUGGAUGACGAUGCCGGACGCAGCUUCCUGUGCGGGCCUUGCUGAAGGCAAGUACGCCGUGCCGAAGCCUUUCAACUUGUGGCAAACUUCGACGGAUGCUUUUGGUCAGCCUGGGACACAAGCUCUCCGCAAAGCCGGAGGAGGGAUUUUUCAAGAAGCCCAGCUCCAGGAUGUGCCCAGCACUUUGCCGGCCGGCUCCGGUCUGGCGCUGUUCGCGGAUGGCACCGUCCCGGCUCGCGAAGAGGCCUCGCUGACUGGCGGGGGUCGCUGGCUUCUGGGCCUGCGGCGGAGCGCAGAGGAUUUCGUGCCGUUGUUGAACGAGGUUUGGUUUGCCUUGACAAGUGGUCUCCUACGGAGCCAUUUCGAAGGUCAUGCCGACGUGUGCGGUGUAGCAGUCUCCUUGACGGCGGCAGAUGCCAAAGUGGCUCUGUGGCUGAAGCAUGCGGAGGAGGAGCUUCACGUCCUGGCUGUCGGACAAGUUUUGCUGGACAUGCUUCUAGCCGUCGAAGAGAAGGUCUCCGGAGUUGGCACAGCAGACAUCCGCAUCAAGUUCGAGGAUUUCCAGCGUGGCAGGGUCACGCAGAAACUGCGCGGAGCUUGA
Messenger RNA from Symbiodinium sp. CCMP2592, 732 nucleotides. The record is from the annotation of a GenBank genome assembly. NCBI's taxonomy places the organism in Eukaryota, Dinophyceae, Suessiales, Symbiodiniaceae.